AAGCAAAUAUCACAGUAGUUUGUGAAAUGCGCUGCUGAAUGUCCUUCUACGGCUCUUUGGAUGCGCAAUGUGCAUUAGUAGCUUUUGGAUGAUUCUAUGAUUUAUUGUGUUAGGUAUUUUUUUAUCCAUAAAAAGGUUAGCAAUCUCUUGAAUACACGGUUAGACAGCUUUUAGUAGUCCAUCGGAGACCGUUGACUGAGUGAUCUGACAGCCAGGCCGAAUUGAAGCCAGCAGUAGCUGUCAGUGCGCGAAUCAAAGUUCCUAGCUGGCUAACUAGCAUGUUCGGCUAGUGGGGUUGGUCAGCAAUCAGGACUGGUUUGUAAUAUUCCAUUCGCAGCCAAAACCGAAGAGACCUUAUUGAUGUUACAAAGGUUAUUGUCAAAUAUGAUAACCCUUGAAAGUUGUGAACCUGCUGGGACGGCUUGUCAGCUAGCAUGAUGCUAAUGCUACUUUGGCGCUAGGCUGUUUGCACGGAUCGAGAAACAUGGUGCCUUUGGAUAAGUGAAGAAGAGAGACAGGGCACCAAAACCAGUGUGGACAGGACUCCGGUACACUGGUUGCGGCUACAGUCUGAAGCUGGACCAGAGGGACCCACCCAGACUCAGAAGUGGCUGACCACAGCCCAAUUUUGAACAGGAACUGUGCUGGCUGGCUGGCUGGUCUCAGAGCAGAACAGAGAAGGACGCCCCUGAGGAGGUUGAUGUAAAGGGGUUGUUGGAGGCUCUGUGGGCAUUCUACUGAAAUGUCAAUCGGAAGAGCAGAAGGGAUGUCCAUCGCCCAGGCCUUGGCCAUGACUGUGGCUGAGAUCCCUGUGUUUCUCUACUCCACCUUUGGGCAGUCCAUAUUCUCUCAGCUGAAGCUUUCUCCUAGUCUGAAGAAGGUGCUGUUUGCCACAGCUCUGGGGAGUGUAGCCCUGGCCCUCACCGCCCACCACAUGAAGAGACGCGGCAGGAAACGGAAACAGGCAACAGCUGUGAAAGAUGAGCAGAAGCAGGUGGGAAUACCAGAGGCGUUGAUCCGGUCAGGGAGACCGUCAUCUCUGAGGAGAGGUGGUCCGUUUCCCGGGCGACAGAUGAUGAGCCCCAGCACACGGAGCAACGAAACCAUGAGCGGCAUCUCUUCACUGGCUCCCAGCAAACACUCAAGCUCCUCCCACAGCAUAGCCUCUAUGCGAGUCCCGACUUCUCCGAACCAGUCGGCCAAUCCGUCGACUCCCUGGGAGGCAGAGCCUGUGGAGGAAGAGUCGGGAGCCAUGGGGGACGCAAACGCAGAGAACCUGUACAUCAUUGGUAUGGAGUUGUUUGAGGAGGCCCUUCAGAAGUGGGAGCAGGCCCUGAACAUCCGGCACCACACCCACUCCAAUGCCUCCAAAGCCAGUACCAGCCUAGCCCUGGAGGGGGCAGCGGCCUGCCCCAACCUGCCCACGUCUGAAUCACGUAACAAGGUCUUUGCCGAGAAGCUGGAGACCCUCCUUCACAGGGCCUACCACCUACAGGAGGACUUUGGCGCCACUAUUCCCCCAGAUAGCCUGCUGGCAGACUUUGAGAGUGAGGGAACACUCAUCCUGCCAAACUUGGAGAGUAGAAUGCGUGAAGACGAUGCCACUACAAUCACUUCUGACGAUUCCUUCUUCUCAGCAGCAGAAUUGUUUGACAACCUAUCUCUGGAGGUGUGUCAGCCUCUGAGGCCCGCUGCUCUUUACGACGAGGCUGUGUCAUUAGUCCAGAACGGCAGCGUGCCCUGUCGAGAGCUCCGAACUGAGCUGCUAGAAUGCUACGGUGACCAAGACUUCCUAGCCAAGCUUCACUGUGUGAGACAAGCCUUCCAGGUUUUGUUGUUGGAUGAAACUCACCGGACGUUCUUCAUGGAGACCGGCAAGCAGAUGAUCACAGGACUCAUGACCAAGGCAAACAAGAGUCCCAAAGCUUUCCUGGAAACCUAUGAGGACAUGCUUCUCUACACCCAGAGAGAGGAGACCUGGCCAGUCAGCAGGAUGGAACUGGAGGGGCGAGGGGUGGUGGUUAUGAACUUCUUUGACAUCGUGCUGGACUUCAUCCUGAUGGAUGCCUUUGAUGACCUGGAGAGCCCGCCCUCGUCCGUUGUGGCUGUGCUCAGGAACCGUUGGCUCUCUGACAGCUUCAAGGAGACGGCCCUGGCUACUGCGUGCUGGUCCGUUCUGAAGGCCAAGCGGCGUCUGUUGAUGGUUCCAGACGGCUUCAUCUCCCACUUCUAUGCCAUAUCAGAACAGGUCAGCCCCGUCCUGGCCUUUGGCUUCCUGGGGCCCCGACAGCACCUCAGUGAGGUGUGCACCAUCUUCAAGCAACAAAUAGUGCAGUACCUGAAAGAUAUGUUUGACCACGACAAGGUGCGCUUCACCUCGGCCCAGUCGUUAGCCGAGGACAUCCUGAGCCUGUCCCACCGCCGCAGUGACAUCCUGCUGGGCUACCUUGGCAUUGACAGCCUGCUGGAGCCCAAUGGAGCCCUACCCCAAGGAGACACAGAACCGGGCCCCAGCCCCUCCAACCACCACUGAGACAUAAGUAGUGUUCAUUUGGGAUGUUAUGAAAUGGGGAGGUAGUACAUGAAUUUGUCCAAUAAGAACAUUGAUUUUCAUUUUCAGUUAGAAAGUGGUUUGCUACUGUGUGGCAUAAUGAAUAUGACCCUGUAUCUGACUUAGCUGAGCUGGAAUGGACUGGGUUGGUCAAAGCCGGACUUAACAAGCAAGAUUUAGGAGGGUUGUUAAUUCACAUGCUGGAACUGCAGCAUCACCCAGUCAGUCUGUGGUUCUACACCCUAAACAUAACAGCCACCAAAUCGAACAGAACCCGACUUGUAUUGGUCCUUACGUGAAAGAGGGAUGUUUUUGUUCUAGCUCUCCUCGUACAUUUUAUCAUCUGAGUUGAAUCUGGAGUUGUUUAUCAGUCAAUACUAGUUAUCCCUUUUUCCAAAUGUGUGAUGAACCAACAACCAUCCGGCAAGAAAAUGUUUGUUGUUUCUAUGUAAUGGAUGUACAGUAAGUGUGUGUUCUGAGGCAGGGGAUCCGAACCGAUCCCCUCUAUUGUCCCGACACCCUUGGCCAAUUUGAAGGCGUGCCCUGGGACAUGAUGCUGCAGGACUUGUUGCUUCCGUCUCCUCUAUCCAUUGAUUGAUCAUCCCUUUCAUUUAUCGUAUUUAUUCCAAUAGUGUUAGGUGCCGCAUUGAUGAAAAAAAGCACCUAUUCAUUCAAGAGAAUGUCUAAUACUGUACAUAAGGUCAGGCAGGGCAUUGGACAGUCAUUAACUUGUAUGUACAGAAAAGGUGCACAGAUAUUCCUAUCUUGUCCUCAUACUUAAAAUGGUCAGUAUCGAGGUACUGUGGGGGUAAAAAAAGAUGCCAAGCAGGGGCAUACCACCCCAGAAAUCCUAAUAAUAUACUGUAGCAUAUACCUCGGUGACGUGUGACAAUGCAGGCUGAAUUUAGGUUACGCUUGGAGAACAGGAAAUACACUACCUUUCAAAAGUUUGGGGUCACUUAGUAAUGUCCUUGUUUUUGAAAGACAAGCACUUUUUUGUUUCCAUUAAAAUAACAUCAAAUUGAUCAGAAAUACAAUGUAGACAUUUAUAAUGUUGUAAAUGACUAUAAUAGCUGGAAUCUGCUGGUUUUUAUUGGAAUAUCUACAUAAGCGUACAGACGCCCAUUCUCAGCAACCACUCCUGUGUUCCAAUGGCACGUUAGCUAAUCCAAGUGUAUUAUUUUAAAAGUCUAAUUGAUCAUUAGAAAACCCUUUUGGAUUGAUGUUAGCACAGCUGAAAACUGUUGUUCUGAUUUAAAGAAGGAAUUAAUCUGGCCUUCUUUAGAUUAGUUGAAUAUCUGGAGCAUCAGCAUUUUUGGGUUCGAUUACAGACUCAACAGUGAAGAGGCGACUCCGUGAUGCUGGCCUUCUAGGCAACGUUCCUCUGUCCAGUGUCUGUUCUUUUGCCCAUCUUUUCUUUUGAUUGGCCAGUCUAAGAUAUGGCUUUUUGUUUGCCACUCUGCCUAGAAGGCCAGCAUCCCGGAGUCGCCUCUUCGCUGUUGACGUUGAGACUGGUGUUUUGCGGGUAAUAUUUAAUGAAGCUGCCAGUUGAGGACUUGUGCGGCGUCUGUUUCUCAAACUAGACACUAAUGUACUUGUCCUCUUGCUCAGUUGUGCACCGGGGACUCCCACUCCUCUUUCUAUUCUGGUUAGGGCCAGUUUGCGCUGUUCUGGGACGGGAGUAGUACACCGCUCUGUCUGAGAUCUUCAGUUUCUUGGCAAUUUCUCUAUUGGAAUAGCCUUCAUUUCUCAGAACGAGAAUAGGCUGACGAUUUUCAGAAUAAAGGUCUUUGUUUCUGGCCAUUUUGAGCCUGUAAUCGAACCCACAAAUGCUCCAGAUACUGAACUAGUCUAAAGAAGGACAGUUUUAUUGCUUCUUUAAUCAGAACAGUUUUCAGCUGUGCAAACAUAAUUGCUAAAGUUUUUUUCUAAUGACCAAUUAGCCUUUUAUAAACUUGGAUUGCCAUUGAAACACAGGAGUGAUGGUUGCUGAUAAUGGGCCUCUGUAGAUAUUCCAUUAAAAGUCAGAUGUUUCCAGCUACAAUAUUCAUUUACAACAUUAACAAUGUCUACACUGUAUUUCUGAUCAAAUGUAUGUUAUUUUAAUGGACAAAAACCAUUUCUUUCAAAAAUAAGGACAUUUCUAAGUGGCCCUAAACUUUUGAAUGGUGGUGUAGGAUAUCAUGAACUGCUUUGCCAGUUCUGAUGAUUGUUGUCGAGUUGUGUCUGCAUGAGUGUGUGAGUAUACGAUCGAGUGAAAUUCUUAUUGUCUGUAAUCACGCUUUGUCUGUAAAAAAAACGGUGAUACCGGUAUUUACCGCACCUUAACGGAGCAGGAUGAGAUUUUUUAAAAUGCAUUUCCGCUGUUUUUGAGAAAAGCAUUGUUUCUGAAUAGCACUUCCCACUAAUAUUCCCACAUGCCCUCAACAAAAGACAGGAGCGAUACUACCUUACAUGUUUGAAUUCACAGCUACCUUGUACUGAGCUCUGUCACACAUUUUGUUGAAAUGGGGAUUGUCAAUGUACAUUCAAAUGUUGUGGUAUAGUAUGCGGUUAUUGUGAUCUUGAUAUAAGAGUUCAGUAUAUUGUAGCUGUGUAUUCAGAAUCUGCUUUGGGGCUGUCUUGUUAGCCUGGAAUCCAAACUGUGAAAUCCAUAUACAAAAGUAUGUGGACACCUUCAAAUGAGUGGAUUUGGCCAUUUUAACCACACUCGUUGUUAACCUGUGUAUAAAAUUGAGGACACAGCCAUGCAAUCUCCAUAGACAAAAAUUGGCAGUAGAAUGGCCCAUAAGGAAGAGCUCCAUGACUUUCAAUGAGGCACUGUACUAGGAUGCCACCUUUUCAACAAGUCAGUUUGUCAGAUUUCUGCCCUGCUCGAGCUGCCCUUGUCAACUGCAAAUGCUGUUAUUGUGGAGUGGAAAUGUCUAGGAGCAACAACUGCUCAGCCGAGAAGUAGUAGGCCACACAAGCCCACAGAACGGGUCCGGCGAGUGCUAAAGUGUGUAAAAAAAAUAGUCUGUCCUCGGUUGGAAUGAGAUGUUCAAGCAUGUAGUGUAUAUUGGUGAAGUGAAACGAUGAUGAAACGGAACAUAUCACUUUGGAUUCCAAGCUUCCAAUUGGCUCAUUCAUCCCACCUCUUCUUCCCCAGAUCUUUGCUGUAAAUGAGAUUGUGGUCUCGGUCAAUUUACCUGGUAAAAGAAGGGUUAAAUAAAAAUCGAAGUCUAACUUAAUACCUAUUACUGUUUAUGGAGCUUUUCUAGUAACCAGUAGAGUUUAAACUUUUUUUUUUGGCACAUGAAAGAUCCUUCCUUUGCACUAUAUUGGAAAACAUACAUUAACGCUCUUUUAACCCUUUAUUUUGUUAAUCAAUAGUUGGAUAGGUCAUUGGUAGGUCUAGUUUUAAAAUGUUCUUGCGCCAUGAAAUGUACUGAUGUUAUUGGAUAUAUUUUAACAUGAGUAAAUGACAGCAAGGUUGAGGCUUUUUCCCUAGAAAUGGCAUUAUUGAAUACCUAUUGUAAGACUGGCAGACAUUGUGCCAGAUGACGUAUUAGAUUGAAUUCUUGGUUUUUGUACAUGUGAUUUGUUGGUCUAAUUUGGGCAAAUUAUCUCUCAGACCUACAUUUGAAUCAGAUAUUUCUAUUGUGUUACUCAAAUCAAUUGAGUGACAAAUGAAAACUGCCCUGCCUAUUUUGGGAUCUCCUAGGCUCCAAUUACUAUGAAAAGUAUAUGAAUUGAUCAAUACGUAUCACAUCCCAAUGGGAGAUUAAUGUAAUAGUUGUGCGUUACUGCUCGGAUACCCAAAUGGUGGCCUUUGGGUUGUGAGAUUAGUUUACUUUUCCUUCUCGGUUGAACCAACAAUCAAUCUAUAUGUAGUAUCAGAAUUGCACUAUCCUCAACAGCCUUUGCAUGUGGACUCUUGUCAUACCUGUACUGCUUUUUGCAUCUUGUUAAUGUGUCCCAUCAGUUAGCAUAGUGUUGGAUUGCAUUAGAUGCCCUGUGACUUCCUUUUUAAUGAUCAAUUAAUCUUAAUUACCAGUAAUUGUGGUAUCAAAACUAGGAAAAUGUCAAUGCGGAUUUCGUGAAUGUUUAACUGCAUAAUACUGUUCACUCUGUACUGUAUGGAUUAUACUUCAAAAUUCGGCUGUAGGAACUCUUAUGUAAGCUGAUGAGACAGGCCAGUUAACUCUUUGCUUAUUCAAUCUUUUAAAAGUCUGCAUUAUACGACAUUAGUAGGUUUAUGAUUUCAAAAUGGCCAAAGAGGAGAAACUUCUUACUCAGUUAAGUAUGAUGAAAUGACUUGUUGUACACUACAAGUGUCCUAUUCAUGCCUUUUGUGUCUUUUAUUGUUGUGAAAUUACAAUGCCAGCACAAACUGAAAGUUUUAGAAUCUGCAUAUUGUUUUGUUUAUUCUUAUUAAAUUCUUUCAAUUAGA
Molecule: messenger RNA, 6983 nt
Organism: Oncorhynchus gorbuscha (pink salmon)
Lineage: Eukaryota; Metazoa; Chordata; Actinopteri; Salmoniformes; Salmonidae
Gene: miga2
Product: mitoguardin 2
Exons: 15
Coding region: 743-2533 (596 amino acids)
Biological process (GO): mitochondrial fusion
Source: RefSeq, a predicted model, not a curated record